AGGCCUGGCUUUGGGGCCCAUGGGGCUCUUGCGGCCUGACACUCCAUCACAGUGACCUCCCGCGCCCAAGAGCUCCGUAAGGACAGAGUUUGUGGAAGGAAGGAGUGGGUGACCAGGAAUGGGGGCUUGGGCUUCAGGGACAGCUGUGGUGAGGGACUCCGAGCCCCCAUGUGGGUGCAGGUCCGGAAGCCGGGGCUGCGGUUGGUUGGGGAGGUCGGGUGGGGCUGCUUCCCCUGCAGGAGAGCUCUUCCGGGCUUUUGGCGCGGCUUCACGAGGCAGUCUGGGUAUUGUUACCCAGACUGUGUCUCUCGUGCCCCCUUGGCCUGGAUCAGGUUCUCAGGAAGUCUCAGGGUAGUGAGGGUCUCAGUGCCUUGGCUUGGGGCUGGGCACUUCGUGAGCUGGAGUCAUGGAGGCCAAACUGGGGGCCUCUGGGCCAGGUGGUGGCUUCAGGCUUGCCACUGGGACAGGAGGCCAGUCUAGACAGUGAGGCCUCACUGCGCUCUGUGGGUAGCCUGCUGAGCUCUGGGUGGGAGACGCCUCUUUCACUGACCUUCUGUGACUGGCUUCUCUGCUGGUCUGAGUGGGAAGGGACUGCAGAGAUCCUGGAGGCCUUUCCUGCCCUGGAGGAGUCAGGCCCAGAGAGGGUGAAGAAAUGCCUGAGUCACACAACUGGUGACAGGGAGAGCUGGAACCGUACCUGACAUCACCUGAUAUUCAGGCCACGGCUCUAUUCCCUGCACUGCCUUACCUGUGGCAGAUGGGGAAACUGAGGCAGGUCAAGUUCUGGUCUCCGUGGAGUAACCGCGUGUGGAGUCGCACAGGAGGAUGCCAGCGGCACAGUGAGCGAGGCCUGGCGCCAGAGCUGUGCAGACCUCUCAUUGGCCAUGGAGCAGCAGGCCCAGGGGCCCUCUCCCCAGCCCCGCUUGCCUGCCUCGGAGAGGCCAGAGGCCUAGGCCCACGGGGGAGGCUGUUGGCAGACAGAUGCCCUCCAGACCCUGGGGCCUCCUUAACAGCCAGUGGACACAUUUGCUGACAGCGGAGAAUGCCGGCCAAGGGCCGAUACUUCCUCAACGAGGGUGAGGAGGGCCCUGACCAAGAUGCGCUCUACGAGAAGUACCGUCUCACCAGCCAGCACGGGCCGCUGCUGCUCACGCUCCUGCUGGUGGCUGUCAUCGCCUGCCUGGCGCUCAUUAUCAUCGCCUUCAGCCACGGGGACCCCUCCAGACACCAGGCCAUUCUGGGCACGGCGUUCCUGGUGCUGGCAGUGUUUUUGGCCCUCUCUGUGCUGGUGUAUGUCGAGUGUCUCCUGAGGCGCUGGCUCAGGGCCUUGGCGCUGCUUGCCUGGGCCUGCCUGAUGACCCUGGGCUACGUGCUGGUGUUUGACGCGUGGACGAAGGCGGCCUGUUCGUGGGAGCAGGUGCCCUUCUUCCUGUUCGUUGUCUUCGUGGUGUACACGCUGCUGCCCUUCAGCAUGCGGGGGGCUGUGGCUGUAGGGGUCAUCUCCACCGCCUCCCACCUCCUGGUACUCUGCGCUCUGAUGGGAGGCUUCACAACGCCCAGCGUCCGGGUAGGGCUACAGCUGCUGGCCAACGCGGUCAUCUUCCUGUGCGGGAACCUGACUGGUGCCUUCCACAAGAACCAGAUGCAGGAUGCAUCCCGGGACCUCUUCACCUACACUGUGAAGUGCAUCCAGAUCCGCCGGAAGCUGCGCAUUGAGAAGCGCCAGCAGGAGAACCUGCUGCUGUCGGUGCUCCCGGCCCACAUCUCUAUGGGCAUGAAGCUGGCCAUCAUUGAGCGGCUCAAGGAGCAUGGCGACCGCCGCUGUGUGCCCGACAACAACUUCCACAGCCUCUACGUCAAGCGGCACCAGAAUGUCAGCAUCCUCUAUGCGGACAUCGUGGGCUUCACGCGGCUGGCCAGCGACUGCUCCCCCAAGGAACUGGUGGUGGUACUGAACGAGCUCUUUGGCAAAUUUGACCAGAUCGCCAAGGCCAACGAGUGCAUGCGGAUCAAGAUCCUCGGCGACUGCUACUACUGUGUGUCAGGCCUGCCUGUGUCGCUGCCCACCCACGCCCGGAACUGCGUGAAGAUGGGGCUGGACAUGUGCGAGGCCAUUAAGCAGGUGCGGGAGGCCACAGGCGUGGACAUCAACAUGCGUGUGGGCAUACACUCUGGGAAUGUGCUGUGCGGGGUCAUCGGGCUGCGCAAGUGGCAGUAUGACGUGUGGUCCCAUGACGUGUCCCUGGCCAACCGGAUGGAGGCAGCCGGAGUCCCCGGCCGGGUGCACAUCACGGAGGCAACACUGAAGCACCUGGACAAGGCGUAUGAGGUGGAGGAUGGGCACGGGCAGCAGCGGGACCCCUACCUCAAGGAGAUGAACAUCCGCACCUACCUGGUCAUCGACCCCCGGAGCCAGCAGCCACCCCCGCCGAGGCAACAGCCCCCCAGGUCCAAGGGGGACGCGGCCCUGAAGAUGCGGGCGUCAGUGCGCAUGACCCGCUACCUCGAGUCCUGGGGGGCAGCUCGGCCCUUUGCGCACCUCAACCAUCGUGAGAGUGUGAGCAGUGGCGAGACCCCUGUCCCUAAUGGGCAGAAGCCCAAGAGCAUUCCCCAUCGCCACCGCCGGACCCCUGACAGGAGCAUGUCCCCCAGGGGGCGGUUGGAGGACGACUCGUAUGACGAGAUGCUGUCAGCCAUCGAGGGGCUCAGCUCCACGAGGCCCUGCUGCUCCAAGUCUGACGACUUCUACACCUUUGGGUCCAUCUUCCUGGAGAAGGGCUUUGAGCGCGAGUACCGCCUGGCGCCCAUCCCCCGGGCCCGCCACCACUUCGCCUGCGCCAGCCUGAUCUUCAUCUGCAUUCUGCUUGUCCAUGUCCUCCUCAUGCCCAGGACGGUGGUGCUGGGUGUGUCCUUCGGGCUGGUGGCCUGUGUGCUGGGGCUGGUGCUGGGCCUCUGCUUUGCCACCGAGUUCUUGAGGUGCUGCCCAGCCCAGGGGAUACUCCGCACUAUCUCCGAGAGGGUGGAGAUGCAGCCCCUGCUGAGGCUGACCCUGGCUGUCCUGACCAUCGGCAGCCUGCUCACCGUGGCCAUUGUCAACCUGCCCCUGAUGCCUUUCCCAGUCCCAGAGCUGCCUUUCGGCAACGAGACAGGCCUGCUGGCCAUGAGCAGCAAGGCAAGGGCCCUGUGUGAGCCCCUCCCGUACUACACCUGCAGCUGCAUCCUGGGCUUCAUCGCCUGCUCCGUCUUCCUGCGGAUGAGCCUGGAGCCAAAGGUUGUGCUGCUGACAGUGGCCCUGAUAGCCUACCUGGUGCUCUUCAACCUCUCCCCGUGCUGGCAGUGGGACUGCUCCAGCCAAGGCCUGGGCAACCUCACCGAGCCCAACAGCACCACCAGCGGCACCCCUAGCUGUUCCUGGAGGGACCUGAAGACCAUGAUCAAUUUCUACCUGGUCCUGUUCUACAUCACCCUGCUCACGCUCUCCAGACAGAUUGACUAUUACUGCCGCUUGGACUGCCUAUGGAAGAAGAAGUUCAAGAAGGAGCACGAGGAGUUUGAGACCAUGGAGAACGUGAAUCGCCUUCUUCUGGAGAACGUCCUGCCAGCCCAUGUGGCCGCCCACUUCAUUGGUGACAAGUUAAAUGAGGACUGGUACCAUCAGUCGUAUGACUGCGUCUGUGUCAUGUUCGCCUCUGUGCCAGACUUCAAAGUGUUCUACACAGAGUGCGACGUCAACAAAGAAGGUCUGGAGUGCCUCCGCCUGCUCAACGAGAUCAUUGCCGACUUUGAUGAGCUCCUGCUGAAGCCCAAGUUCAGUGGUGUGGAGAAGAUCAAGACCAUUGGCAGCACAUACAUGGCAGCUGCAGGGCUCAGCGUCACCUCGGGGCACGAGAACCAGGAGCUGGAGCGGCAGCAUGCCCACAUUGGUGUCAUGGUGGAGUUCAGCAUCGCCUUGAUGAGCAAGCUGGACGGCAUCAACAGGCACUCCUUCAACUCCUUCCGCCUCCGCGUUGGUAUAAACCAUGGGCCUGUGAUUGCUGGAGUGAUAGGGGCCCGAAAACCUCAGUAUGACAUCUGGGGAAACACGGUCAACGUGGCCAGCCGAAUGGAGAGCACUGGAGAACUUGGGAAAAUCCAGGUUACUGAGGAGACCUGCACCAUCCUCCAGGGCCUCGGGUACUCAUGUGAAUGCCGUGGCCUGAUCAACGUCAAAGGUAAAGGCGAGCUGAGGACUUAUUUUGUCUGUACGGACACUGCCAAGUUUCAGGGGCUGGGGCUGAACUGAGGGCUCCUGCUGGAUUCUGAGCAGUCUGGGAAGCCAAUCUCCUUCCCUGAAGCAAGCCAGAAGACUCCGCCCCAUGCCAAUCCCAAAGGCACUCAGAGGGUGUGGUUACCUCCUGGCAGAUGGCUGCGAAUGUUGGCUUCUUUGGACCUGUGCUGGAGGAUUUCUUAGACACAUGCACCAGAUUCUGGCUCGAAGCAGCCACUGAGCCAUAAUGCGCAGUGGCGACCAGAAACUCUGUGCCUGGUCUAACAGCUUCCAGUCUAGCUCUUAAGCCCACGUCCCCUCUUCCAGAAGAAUGUUCACUGGUUCAGGGCUGAGAUCUUUGUUCCCUGAGGUGCUACAGAGGCGACUUGAGCACAUGAUGAAAACAGAUGCCCAACUUGGUGGCCUGUGAGCAUGCACAAGUGAGGUGGUCUGUCUUUCUAGACAGCGAGGAGGAGUAAGCUGAGCUGUCUAGUAUGGACUGGAGACUCCCUCUUCCUGGUGGGCCUGGCAAUGAGAGUGUUUCUCACAGAGGCAUUCUGGUAAAGGAAGCUGAAAGGGGUGUUUUACAUCUGUAAACAGUUUCAAACAGUAGAGAGAAACACACCAUAAUUAGCACUGUUACUUUUUGCCUGGUCUGGCAUGUUUGUUUAAAAUGGAUACAUUAAUGGGGGUUUUAUCCUCUGAAUGACUUUUUAGACACUAGACAAAAUCUCUUCCCUCCAGUGUAUUCUCUGCAUUUUUAACCACUGAUAUGAAGCAGGACUACUGUCCAGCAUCAGCUUAUGGGGUCAGCCGGCUGUAGGGGUUGAGUCCUGAGGAAUGUGGUCAUGGCAAGAAGGGAGGGAGCAGUGGAGCCUUGGCUUUGAAUGAGGCUGCUCGUGAGGCAAGUAUUCUGGAGAGAGAUGCCUAGAAAGUAAGAUGCGGCCUUUCAGCUCUUCCUCAACUACUCACUCAUCUUUGCUUUCUCCCCUGCCAUCCUUCAACUGUAUCUUACUUUUCUUACUGGAAAGGAAUGGAGUCUGUUUAGAAAUAACUUGGACAACCUGUGGAUGAGUCUUUCCUUUAGUCUUCAGAGCUAACUCUGGAGAGCUUCCAAACUAGAAGGACCUACUCAGCAUGGGUACGUGCAGAGGCUCCUGGAUCUGGGAAGCCAGCCCCUCACAAAUGCUGAGCUGUUUUGUUCUGAAACGACAUGAGUCAAGGCAAAUGCAAAAAGCCAGGUUUUUGGGAUGUGUCUUACUGGGCUUCAAACUCCCCAAGGAACUAAAAGUAAACCUAAGGGUUUCAGGGUGAGAAAUAACCAAACUGCCUGUGCCUUUUUCCGAACGGACUUCGUAACCAGAAGUCUUAACCAGUGGCCUCAUCGCCAGAGCAUCUCUAGGAUUUCUAAUGCACUCAAUUUCCUUACAUAGCAGGGAUUCUUAGCUAGAAGUUACCAUAACUCCCUGAAGUUAUACAGAAAGUCUUGCAUACAGGAGCCUUUACAAGAUUAUACAGGGUUGCAGACUGGGUAGACUGACCAGACUUGGGGUCCUGGGAUGAGCUACCUUCUGGUUGCAAAUUAGAGUACAGCCAAGUUGGGGGGUGGCAGUGGAGGGGAUGAAAAUCGAACCUGCCAACCUGUGCUGUGUAUGUGUGGCUUUAUCAGCCCGAGGAAGGGCAGGCAUAUUCUAAUUUGCACAAAGGUGCUGGGAGGACUAGUUGUAGCUCUGAUGUGUUGCAUGUAACUGGAAUCAGUAUGAAUGCAAGAACUUGCUGUAUAAAGGAAUUCCAUGGCAACAGUGCUGGCAAGGGCAGUAAGCCUCGCUUAAGCUGCCUUUUUUACACACCAGCUUUUCACAUGAAGGGCUGGUUUCAUCUGAAUACUGUACUGAAAUCUGUGCUCUUAAGAUCUCGCAGUGACCAGGGCUGCCUGGUGGGGGAUCUCCUGGGAAGUCGGGAAGCUUUCUGUUGCUAAUACAACAUGGAAACACAUCAGUGCACUAGGCCUCUCUGAGGUCAGCAUAUCUGUACUCUUGCAAUAUUUAAGUUGCUUUUUUCUUCAAUAACAAAAACCCCAGUUGAGAGUUUAACAAGUAACUGACUACCAUUCAUGCAUUUUUAUUUCCAAUUAAAGCACUUAUGCUCAGAUAAUAAUAGUUUGUAAGUUUUUAGUUUUCAGCGUUCAGAUUAUAGAGUAUAACUGACCAUAAAAAUCACCUGCAAGUAUUUUCUUGUUAUGAACCUGUUUUUAAAUUACCAAGUAAUUUAUUUACUGGUGUCAUUUUGUUUCAUGACAGAAAUAAGUACCUGUUCUAACAGUGACCUUCUCUUUAUGGGUCAAGGACUUCCUUACAAUUUCUCCUGAGUUAACUGGUGAAAAGAAUACCUGAAAUUUUCUGGCUUGAGAAAAUUUCCUAACAGAAGAGAAGAUAACCACUGUAUACUCUGUGUAUAUAAUAGGUCAAUGUAAAGAAAUAUGAUUUGAGGUGGUGCAUGCAAAUAACUAGGGUUUUUUCUGUAUAUUGAAUGUUUAUAUAGAUCUGUAACAUUUGUUUCAAAAUGCUGUUUCAUUUUUAUAAAGUACCAGUGUUUAGCUGUUUUUUAUACAUUAAAUUAGCAAUUUGGUUAA
Molecule: messenger RNA, 6878 nt
Organism: Callithrix jacchus (white-tufted-ear marmoset)
Lineage: Eukaryota; Metazoa; Chordata; Mammalia; Primates; Cebidae
Source: RefSeq, a predicted model, not a curated record